Molecule: messenger RNA, 1677 nt
Organism: Emericellopsis cladophorae
Lineage: Eukaryota; Fungi; Ascomycota; Sordariomycetes; Hypocreales; Bionectriaceae
Product: DNA polymerase-like protein
Exons: 4
Coding region: 1-1677 (558 amino acids)
Biological process (GO): translesion synthesis
Molecular function (GO): damaged DNA binding; DNA-directed DNA polymerase activity
Source: RefSeq, a predicted model, not a curated record
AUGGACUUCACGCAGCCCAGAAAGCCGCCCACACACUCGCACAAUCGUCUUGUACUUCAAUUCGAUUAUGACUGCUUCUAUGCUCAAGUCCAUACCAAUCUCAAUCCCUCGCUGGCACCACCUGGCACACCGCUUGGCAUCAAACAGAAGAACAUCCUUGCAACAUGCAACUACGCCGCCCGUGCCCGAGGCGUGAGGAAACUCAUGCUCGUGACCGAGGCUUGCAAGGUCUGUCCCGAAUUGAGACUCGUCGAUGGAGAGGACUUAACGCCUUUCCGGGACGUUAGCAAAAAGCUGUUCGGGUUUAUCAGGGGCUUCAGCUGGUGCGGACGUGUAGAACGACUGGGCCUCGAUGAGAUCUUCAUGGACGUAACCGACCUGGUAGACCACAACAUUUCAUGCCUCAACCGAAACGGUUUGGAGAGCUCGUUCUUCUAUCUAUCCAAGCGAGACCCCGAAAAAGGUUUCUCGUGCGACCUCACAAAGUUCGCAGGCAUGGUCGAGGGCGAGAUACCGGAGAACCCCAACUAUGACGACCUUGGAUUCUUACGCUUGCUUCUCGGCUCUCACCUUGCCUUAUACCUGAGGACAAGAAUCGAAGAUGACUACGGAUAUACUUCAACAUGCGGGGUAUCGACAAACAAAGUUUUGAGCAAGCUUGUAGGCGCGAGGCACAAACCUUGCAACCAGACCACCUUGCUUGCCCUCACCGACGGCGACGUCACAAAUUUCAUGGGCGACCUCAAGCUACGCAGCGUUCCAGGGAUUGGGUUCAAGAUGGCCUCGAUGCUAGAGAGCCAUCUGACCGGCCAUAGUCCUCCCGACAACCCUCACGAGUACGAGUCCAAGCUGAAAGUCGGAGAAGUGAGGGAAUCGCCAAAGAUAUCACCCUCCUCCCUUGAGAAAAUGCUCUCUGGACCAGGCGCAGAGAGGGGCGCCGGUUCGCGCAUAUGGCAACUUCUUCAUGGCGUGGAUCCAUCGGAAGUCAAAGAAGCGAGUGACGUCCCUUCACAGAUUAGCAUCGAGGACACCUACAAAGGCCUCUCGACAAUGCCCCAAAUCCUCGAAGAGCUCCAUAGGCUGUCCCACUCGCUGCUAAGGAGAAUGAAAGGCGAUCUUCUGACGCGAGACGAUGGCGCCCGCGCGGAUGCAGGCGAACAGCGAUGGCUGGCCAGGCCACGGACUCUUCGCCUGUCCAUCAGGUCGUGGCACAACAUGCAUGCCCAAAAUUACCAGCGUGCUUCGCGGUCCGGGCCUCUACCCAACUUCGUCUUUGAUCUGCAGUCAGACACGGAACACUUGGCAGAGCGACUUGUGUCAGAGGCUUUGCUGCCGUUGCUGCGGCGCCUGUCUAGCGAAAAGGGACCCAAAUGGAACCUACAGCUGAUCAACAUUUGUGCCGCAAACAUGGUCAUGGGAGCAGCCGAGGACAGGUCUGGAGUGGGUCGAAACAUUGCCAGCAUGUUUAAACACCAAGACGAGGCUCUGCGCCCGUGGCGGGUCAUGCACGACGGGAGUGAAGUGGAUGAUAAAGAGACCGGUGAAAGGAAUAGUCGCCCCCACGUCCCAGACCCUGAAGAAACACCUAACGAAGUUCAGAAAGCUCAAGUAGGCAACAGCGCUCGCACGCAGAGGGACAUUGGCGGCGCAUAUAGCCCCUGGAUUGAAUACCCCUGA